Messenger RNA from Limulus polyphemus (Atlantic horseshoe crab), 611 nucleotides. RefSeq lists its product as uncharacterized. The record is from RefSeq and is a predicted model, not a curated record. Bases 94 to 414 code for a protein of 106 amino acids. NCBI's taxonomy places the organism in Eukaryota, Metazoa, Arthropoda, Merostomata, Xiphosura, Limulidae. The transcript is spliced from 5 exons.
GACCCUGAUCCCGUCUUGUGGGUGGUGGUGUAUGUUGUGCCUUCCGUUUUGAGCCUGCUGCUGGCGAUCCGCCCCUUCCUGGCCGGUAACUUCAUGUGGAGGUUAGCUUGUUUUCUACAUUUUAUAACUUCCCUUGCGUUCUUUCUCUACCUGCUUGUUCAGUUUGCCAGAGUGAUGGACCCCCAACUUUAUGGAAUCAAUCCAGGGAAUUACGAAGAAGGCAGGGAACUAUGUGGUGUGUUUAUUAUCGUGGUUUGGCUGAGAAUAUGUAGAGAAGUUCCUAUUGAAAGUAUGGAGGGACCUUUCUUUCGGAACUUCAUACUUUUAACGUUCCUUAUCAUUUUCAGUAUCUUCCCGUUGUUACUUUGGACUCUGUGUUAUGUAGAGAACCUUCGAUCAUAUGUUGGACUAUGAGAAAAAUGUUUUGAUCUAAUCUUAUUUCGAACCAACACUCCAUUAUGGAUUGAGCUGGGAAAUGUUUAGAUACUAAUUUUGCUUUAUGAUAGUACAGCAUCAUGGACUGGGAUGAGAGAUGUUUACAGAGUGAUCUUACUAUAUAAUAGUACUCCAUGAUGGACUGUACUGGAAAUGUUUCGAGGGGUAAUCUUACU